ACAGGACGAGGCAGAGCUUUCUUAUAAAUUUAUUACAUAAUAAUAAUAAUAAUUAAUAAUAAUAAUAUAAUAUAAGAAACAUAGAUCUCUGUGGGGGAUGUGUAUCACAACGUCAAGGGCGGGAGGCGAAUGGCCGCACCUCCGUGACUCCGGAGAAGGAGAAAGCUCCUCCGAAAAUCCAUACAAAAUUAAGGGUGAAGUCAAACUGACCCUGGGAAAUUAAAAACGGAACGAAAACCCACAGGUGAGUCCGGCUGGGGGCGGAACCGAGAGUGUGGCGGGGCCGGGCUGUGCACAUGCAGCGGGCGUGAGGGCGUGGCACAUGCAUGGGCAGUGAGGGCGUGGCCGGACAGCGGCCCCGCCGCGCGUGGGGCUGGCAGGGCCAUCGUCCCCCCGGGGGGCUGAGUGACCCCGGGGGGUUCUGCUCUUCGUCACACUCGGGGGUACGGACGGGCGGAUGGAGGGGGGCGAUGGCGCCGGGCGGGACAGCGGAAAAAAUAUCGACAGCUUGGGGGGGAAAAAUCCCCUUUGGAAGCGGGGGGAAAAGAAAAGGAAAAGUGUCUCCCUUUGUACAGCGGAAAAACCCGAGUGGUGGAGAAGCCAUGAGAGGAAUCACAGUAACCGCCGCGGCCCGGGGCGGCGCGGCCCGGGGGCGGCGUGGCCGGGGACGGCACGGCCGAGGGGUUGGCGUGGCCGAAUCCCAGUCAAGGGGUCGGCGUGGCCAAGAGGCCAAGCGGUGCUCAAAGGGUCAGCACGGCCAAGGGGUUGGCGUGGCCGAGGGGCGGCCAAGGGCUUGGCACGGCCAAGGGGUUGGCAUGGCCAAGGGGUUGGCAUGGCCAAGGUGUUGGUGUGGCCAAGGGGCUGGCAUGGCCAAGGGGUUUGCAUGGCCAAGGGGUUUGCAUGGCCAAGGGGUUGGCAUGGCCAAGGGGUUGGUGUGGUCAAGGGGUGGUCAAGGGCUUGGCAUGGCCGAUGGGUUGGCAUGGCCAAGUGGUCAACACGGCCAAUGGAUUGGCAUGGCCAAGGGGUUGGCGUGGCCAAGGGGCGGUCAAAGGGUCGGCACGGCCGAGGGGUUGGCAUGGCCAAAGGAUCAACAUGGCCGACAGGUUGGCAUGGCCAAGGGAUCAACAUGGCCGACGGGUUGGCAUGGCCAAGGGAUCAACAUGGCCGACGGGUUGGCAUGGCCAAAGGGCCAAGGGGUGGUCAAGGGGUCGGCACGGCCGAGGGGCUGGCAUGGCCGAAGGACUGGCAUGGCCGAAGGGCUGAGGCGUGGUCAAGGACUUGGCACAGCCAAUGGACUGGCGUGGCCAAGGGGUCAGCACGGCCGAGGGCUCAGCAUGGCUGAUGGGCUGGCGUGGCCAAGGGCUUGGCAUGGCCAAGGGUGCUCAAAGGGUCAGCACAGCUUAGGGGUCAGUGUGGCUGAGGGGUCAGUGUGGCUGAGGGCUGACCGAGGGUUUGGCACGGCCAAUGGCUUGGCAUGGCCAAGGGGUCAGUGUGGUCAAGGGGCCAGCCUGGCCAAUGGGUUGGCGUGGCCACGGCAUGGCCAAGGGAUUGGCACGGCCAAAGGGUUGGCAAGGCCGAGGGGUUGGCACGGCCAAAGGGUUGGCAUGGCCAAGGGGUCAGUGUGACCCCGGGAUUGGCGUGGCCAAGGCGUCA
Messenger RNA from Passer montanus (Eurasian tree sparrow), 1653 nucleotides. Its product is annotated as hornerin-like. The record is from RefSeq and is a predicted model, not a curated record. The transcript has 2 exons. The coding region runs from base 327 to 1625 and encodes 432 amino acids. Lineage: Eukaryota; Metazoa; Chordata; Aves; Passeriformes; Passeridae.